Tarenaya hassleriana is the source of this 1901-nucleotide messenger RNA. Its product is annotated as phosphatidylinositol 4-phosphate 5-kinase 5-like. NCBI's taxonomy places the organism in Eukaryota, Viridiplantae, Streptophyta, Magnoliopsida, Brassicales, Cleomaceae. The transcript has 3 exons. Bases 277 to 1602 code for a protein of 441 amino acids. The record is from RefSeq and is a predicted model, not a curated record.
UCUCUCUCUCGAUAAAGCGACUACUUCGAAGUUUCUCUCUCUACGACCAGAGAAAAAAAUCCGAAUUAUCUUUUUUUCCCGAUAAAGGUUGCGCUAUCGUGUGCCUGGGAAAGCCGGAGCUUAACCUGCGCCUUCGCCGGAAAUGUUGCCGGAGGAAUCGAGACGUACGGCGGUGAUUCGAAUUUCACGGUACCGUUGGGCCUACUAUUGACUCAACCCAUCGUCAGGACCCACAGAGAAGACGAAGAACAAGGAGAAAAAGAAGAAGCGAAAAAAAUGGACGGCCAAAAAAGCCAGGCGAAGCUGACGAGGACGCAGUCGUCUCUACUCCGGUCAUCCUCCACCGUCCGAUCAUCCAUCCACAGCCUUGCCUCCAUCUCCGAAGCUGACGUCACCAAAUCUCACCACAGACCGGAUCUAGACGACGACGAAGAGAGCAGCCGCGGCGGUUCGGAGGAAAAGCCCAGGAGAAAACCGCCUCGGAAAACCGGGUCCAGUCCUCGAACCGGUUUAAUCCGGUUUAGUCCGGUCUCCGCUGUGGCGUAUCUCACUUUUUGCACUCUCCUCUCUUUCCUCUUCUUCUUCUUCUACUUGGACAGAGAGGAGAUCCCCAUUUCGGAGAAUCUCUUGUUAGCCCUUAUUUUCGUCGCGGUUACGUUGUUCUUCGCCUCCAAGAACAAAUCCCUAAUUAAUCAUUUCGUAGCGACGGUCAGGCAAUUGUGGCACGAGAACGCGGAGAGGCUCGGUUUCUCACACCAUGGGCAGUCGUCGAAAUCGGUUCAAUGGUUCAUCGGUGAACCGAGCCCUGAAACCCACAAAUCCAAGAGAGAGAAGAAAGUUGUGAGGGAAGCAGUGGAGUGUUACAGCAAUGGCGACUUUUACGAGGGAGAAUUCCACAAGGGUAAGUGUAACGGAAGCGGGGUUUACUAUUACUUCGUGAAUGGGAAGUACGAAGGUGAUUGGGUCGAUGGGAGGUAUGAUGGGUACGGUAUUGAGAGUUGGGCGAAAGGAAGCAAGUACAAGGGACAGUACAGACAAGGAUCCAGACAUGGUUAUGGUGUUUACAGGUUUUACACCGGAGAUUCUUACGCUGGAGAAUGGUGUAACGGACAGAGCCAUGGAGUUGGCGUUCAGACGUGUGCUGAUGGGAGCUGCUUUGUCGGGGAGUUCAAAUAUGGCGUCAAACAUGGCCUUGGCCGUUACCGUUUCAGAAAUGGAGAUAGAUAUGCUGGUGAGUAUUUCGGGGACAAGAUCCAUGGAUUUGGUGUCUACCAUUUCGCGAAUGGGCAUUGCUACGAAGGGUCGUGGCACGAGGGACGUAAACAAGGCUAUGGAAUGUAUACUUUCAGGAAUGGUGUUACCAAAUGUGGUGAAUGGGAUGCUGGCAAUCUCAAGAUCCCUCUCCCUCCUCUCGCCGGUCCUGUUCUUAGAGCAGUUCAGGCUGCAAGGAAGACGGGGGAUAAGGCCAUGAACCUAUGGCGAGUGGACGAGCAAGUGAACAAGGCGGUCAUGUCAGCCAACCGAGCUGCAACUGCUGCAAGAGUUGCCGCCAUUAAGGCUGUUCAAAAUCAAAUCGACGGCAAAUUUUACGAGUUGGUCUGAACGAUUUGCAAAGCAAGGAUUAGUUCGUUUCGUUUCGUUUGUAGAAAUUUUCAGACUAAUUUCGUCGAUGUUCACCCUGACGUGCACAAAAGAGCGUUGCACGACCGGAGGUUGAACCCAGAAAAGAGAGUGAUAGAGAGAGAAGAGGUUGUUGGAGAUUUUAGCUUAGGUUAUCACCACCCUGUAAGUUGUACAUAUUGGCUCAUGUAUAUCAUCAUCAUCAUCUCAUCAUCAUCGUCAUCAUCAUCAAUGCAAGAUGAGGUUCCAAGCAGUUUCCUGCAACUGCUUUUUGACUAUUA